UAAUUAGUAAACUGCUGUUCUCUCACAGGUGAAAGUCAUGAUCACGCUAACAGAACUCAAAUGCUUAGCAGAUGCCCAGUCAUCCUACCACAUACUAAAACCAUGGUGGGAUGUCUUCUGGUAUUACCUCACCAUGAUAAUGCUGCUAGUUGCUGUGCUUGCUGGGGCUCUCCAGCUUACUCAAACCAGAGUAUUGUGUUGUCUUCCUUGCAAGCUAGAAUUUGACAAUCAUUGUGCUGUGCCUUGGGAUUUAGUCAAAGCCAACCUUAACAUGUCAGCUAGCUCGACAGCACCGAUAAUCAUCCCGCUUAAAAUCCAGAAUUAUCUCCAUCGGCAGCAGUAUUCCUACAUCGAUGCAGUGUGUUAUGAGCGACAGCUUCACUGGUUUGCCAAAUUUUUUCCAUACCUAGUGCUUUUGCAUACCUUCAUUUUUGCAGCUUGCAGUAAUUUCUGGCUUUACUAUCCCAGUACAAGUUCCAGGCUUGAGCACUUUGUAGCCGUUCUUCAGAAGUGUUUCGACUCUCCCUGGACAACACGUGCCCUCUCAGAAACAGUUGCUGAGCAGUCUGCCAGGAAGUUGCCAACAGCCAAAUCAAAACCAGCAAUUUCAUCACCUCAGUGUUCAGGAGACAUAGGGGCCAGCAGACAGUCCCUGCCAUAUUCACAACAUGGCUUAGAAACAACUGGAAGAGAAAAUUCCAGUGUUCUUGACAAAAAAGAAGGGGAACAAGCUAAAGCUAUAUUUGAAAAAGUGAAGAAAUUCAGAGUACACGCCGAAGAAAAGGAUGUCGUAUACACAGUGUAUAUGAAACAGAUUAUAGUGAAAGUCUUUGUAGUUGUCAUAAUAGUAACUUAUGUCCCCUACUAUUUAUCAUUUAUUACACUUGAAAUUGAUUGUGUAGUUAAUGUUCAAGCCUUUACAGGCUACAAAAGGUACCAGUGUGUUUAUUCGCUAGCAGAAAUUUUUAAAGUUUUGGCUUCAUUUUAUGUUGUUUUGGUGAUCUUCUAUGGAUUAACUUGUACUUACAGUUUGUGGUGGAUGUUAAGAAGUUCACUUAAGCAAUACUCUUUUGAGAAGUUGAGAGAGAAAAGUAAUUACACUGAUAUACCUGAUGUAAAGAAUGACUUUGCAUUUAUUCUUCACUUGGCAGAUCAGUAUGAUCCUCUUUAUUCCCAACGAUUCUCAAUAUUCCUGUCUGAUUUGAGUGAAAAUGAGCUCAAACAGAUAAAUCUUAACAAUGAAUGGUCAGUGGAAAAACUGAAAAAUAAACUAGUAAGAAACUCCCAAGACAAGACUGAACUUCACCUUUUCAUGUUAAAUGGUCUUCCAGACAGUGUCUUUGAACUGACAGAAAUAGAAGUUCUAAGCCUGGAACUUAUUCCUGAAGCCAAACUUUCUUCAGCUGUGACCCAGCUUGUCAAUCUCAAAGAACUCAAUGUUUAUCAUUCAUCACUAACAAUGGAUUAUCCAGCAGUCAACUUCUUAGAAGAAAAUCUGAAAACCUUGCGUUUGAAGUCUAGUGAGAUGGGAAGAAUUCCAUUUUGGGUCUUUCAUCUAAAAAAUCUACAAGAAUUGUGUUUAACAGGAUAUUUCAUGCUAGAUCAUCACAACUCCAUAUACAAUGAUGGCUUUCAGGGGCUAAAAAAUCUGAGAUCAAUUCACUUAAAAAACAACCUUUCCCGUUUACCUCAAGUGAUCACAGAUCUUCUGCCUUCUUUACAACAUUUGUCUAUCAACAAUGAGGGAAAUAAACUGAUAGUGCUAAAUAACCUGAAGAAGCUGGUAAACCUGAGAACCCUGGAACUAAUCUGCUGUGAUUUAGAGCGCAUUCCCCAUUCCAUUUUUACCCUAAACAAUUUGCAUGAAAUUGACUUAAAAGAAAAUAAUCUCAGAACAGUGGAAGAAAUAAUUAGUUUCCAACAUCUUAAGAAUCUUUCUUGCUUAAAAUUGUGGCACAACAGUAUUUCGUAUGUCCCAGUGCAGAUUGGUGCAUUAUCAAACCUGGAACAAUUGUAUCUAAAUUAUAAUAACAUUAAGAAUGUUCCAUUGCAGCUAUUUCUUUGCAGAAAGUUACACUAUUUGGAUCUUAGCUAUAAUAAGCUAACCUCCAUCCCUGAAGAAAUCGGUUAUCUGACCAACCUGCAGUACUUGGCUUUGACAAAAAACCAUAUUGAAAUGCUGCCUGAUGGAUUAUUUCAGUGCAAAAAGCUGCAGUUUCUUCUUCUGGGAAAUAACAGUCUGAUGAAUUUGUCCCCUUUUGUGGGUCAGCUAUUGAAUCUUGUUCACUUAGAGCUCAUUGGGAACUAUCUUGAAUCACUUCCUGCUGAACUGGAAGAAUGUCAGCUCUUAAAGAGAAAUAAUCUAAUUGUAGAAGAAAGGUUGUUAAAAACACUUCCACCUCGUGUCAGAGAGCGUUUGCAGGCAUGCCCAGAUAAGUCCUAAGUUUAAAAUGAAACUCUGCAUUGUUGCAUUCUACAGGUCUUGCUUAAUAUCUCUCUAAAGAUCUGUAUGGAUAGAGAGGAGUGAAGGAGAGAGAGCAAUUUACAAAUCAGUCUUAAACUUAAAUGCAUUGAACUAAGUUGAUUGUAUUGUUGAUUGGAAAAGAAACAUUUAUUCAGAUUCAAACAAAAGAUGCAGCCUUUUACAAGCAAACAUGUUUGAAUUUUGGAACGUGAAUUGUUGGUUAGUUUCUACUGAUUGAAAUAAUUCAGCUAAAUGUUGAUGGUAGUAUUGAAAAAGAAGAGAUGAUUGCCUGGCUAUAGUGAGAGUGUAUAUACUUUUUUACUCUGAGAAUUUUUUCUGUUGAUAGCAAUGAUUUAAAAUAGUUUUAUUCCUGCCAUAUGAGGUCUAAGAACUGUCUUGAAUUAGUUUCUAAAUAUGAACUCUUCUCUAACUUAGGAUGUAUUAAAUUAAGAGUUUAAACUAUUUGAGCAGUUUAAUUGCAUGGAGUAUAUGGAAAGUAAUUUUUCAACAUAACUUAAUUUUUAAAAGCUUUUGACAAGUACUAAGCAUUAAUUCUAUAAUUGCGGGAGAUGCCAUUUGAAUCUUGCUAUUAAAUACCUAGAACUGGUUUCAGCAUUUUGUCUUAAAAAUAGUAAAUACAAAAUUAAACGUUGCCUAGAAAUUGGGAGGAAUCAGAAGAAUCUGAAGUAACUGUUGUGCGCAUGUCCUAGAGAACCAAUCUUACAUUACUGAUCUGCAGAAACAAUGAUGGCAAACAGAAUAGUUGCAAAGUUGUCUUCUGUAUGUUGUGAGCAUCCCAGGUGUUAGUGUAGUGUAUGUUGCUGAUUAAUAUUUUUAUAACUUCUCAUUACUGACUGCCUCAGUGCAGCUUCUCCACACCCAGCUGUUGGGGAGAGGGUGAAUGAGGUCUGAGGUUUGUAUUAGAUAGGGACAGAAAGAGACAAAUAAAACAAACUAAAUAAUCACAUAACUUACAAGCAUUUGGGAGGAAAAGACAGGAAGCAUUAUAAGCUUUGCCUCUUCUAGGGAUGUAAUAAUUUCAUAAAUCAGAGUGGUGGGAAAAACUCUUAUGCCAUCCUUAAUACUUGCAAAACUGGAUGGAAAUAAAAUGUUUCCUGACUUCA
Molecule: messenger RNA, 3588 nt
Organism: Melozone crissalis (California towhee)
Lineage: Eukaryota; Metazoa; Chordata; Aves; Passeriformes; Passerellidae
Gene: LRRC8B
Product: leucine rich repeat containing 8 VRAC subunit B
Exons: 3
Coding region: 38-2443 (801 amino acids)
Molecular function (GO): protein binding
Source: RefSeq, a predicted model, not a curated record